Molecule: messenger RNA, 839 nt
Organism: Triticum aestivum (bread wheat)
Lineage: Eukaryota; Viridiplantae; Streptophyta; Magnoliopsida; Poales; Poaceae
Source: RefSeq, a predicted model, not a curated record
UCCCUGCACACAACGACUCACCAGGUUUCUGUCAGCCAAAGACCAAAAGCUAAAGCCACAACCAAGUCCAGUUUAGGAGGCAAAGAUGGAGUUCCAAGGGCAGCACGACAACCCCGCCAACCGCGUCGACGAGUACGGCAACCCGUUUCCGUUAGCCGGCGGCGUGGGGGGAGCGCACGCCGCUCCCGGCACCGGCGGGCAGUUCCAGGCCCACAGGGGAGAGCACAAGACCGGUGGGAUCCUGCAUCGCUCCGGCAGCUCCAGCUCCAGCUCGUCUUCCGAGGACGACGGCAUGGGCGGGAGGAGAAAGAAGGGCAUGAAGGAGAAGAUCAAGGAGAAGCUCCCCGGUGGCCACAAGGACAACCAGCAGCAUAUGGCGACGGGGACAGGGACUGGAGGAGCCUACGGGCCGGGAACUGGGACUGGUGGAGCCUACGGGCAGCAAGGCCACACAGGAAUGGCCGGCGCCGGCACUGGCACGGGCGAGAAGAAGGGGAUCAUGGACAAGAUCAAGGAGAAGCUGCCGGGACAGCACUGAGCCACCGGCUCCGGCUGGCUGCUUCCUUGUAGCUACGGGUCAAAGCCUUCCAGUUCCACGUGAUCUUUGUUCAAUAAUAAUAAGAUGAAGCUGAACGAAAAGUUGUCUCUGAUCGCAUCCGCGUCAGGGACACUUUUCUGUAUACAGCGUGCGUUGUGUCUGUUACGUUUGUCUGUUGUGUCUUCAUGUUGAAAAAAACUUAGUAUACAACUGAACUUUUUUUUCUAUCAAGGAAAUCGGGCCCUUGUUGAUGUUAAAAAAAAAGGAGUCCAUGCCAUUUUUGUGCCUUGCAGUAUAGUCA